Molecule: messenger RNA, 1861 nt
Organism: Hypanus sabinus (Atlantic stingray)
Lineage: Eukaryota; Metazoa; Chordata; Chondrichthyes; Myliobatiformes; Dasyatidae
Gene: zdhhc23b
Product: zinc finger DHHC-type palmitoyltransferase 23b
Exons: 5
Coding region: 276-1547 (423 amino acids)
Biological process (GO): protein targeting to membrane; peptidyl-L-cysteine S-palmitoylation
Cellular component (GO): Golgi apparatus; endoplasmic reticulum
Molecular function (GO): protein-cysteine S-palmitoyltransferase activity
Source: RefSeq, a predicted model, not a curated record
CGGCGGCCGGGGACGCGCAGGGCGUGUGAGCGAGCGCAACAAGGUAGCGAGACGCGGAAGUGAGCCGGACCUGUUGCUCGAUGCCGCCGGCCGUCGGGAAAAGUGAGUGAAGGUCGCGGAGGGGAAGCGAGGAAGCCGCUGGCUACAGGUGCUGUACUUCCACUCGGUGUGCGGCGUUUCAGCAGUAUUCCAACUUAAAACGCCCAACACAAAUCAAGUUCGCCGGCUGCCAGUUGACUUUAUCGUAACCUGGUUUGUAGGGGAAGUAAACCAUCAUGAAGAAGAAACGUUCUAAGAUGUCUGACGAAGACGGCAGUCUUUGCUGUUGUGAAUACAUUAACCGCCAUGGACAGAAAACUCACAUACUGGCCAGUUGUUGUGACUGUGAGGAUCUGGAUGAAGCCUGUGACAGGUAUUUGAAAGGUAAAUCCGUCAGUUCCCAGAAUAUUAAACAAAUAUCAGACACAGUUUCUGAUCGCCUGCGGAUCCCAUGGUUGUUGGGCACUGGUGCCAAGAAGAUUGAUAUCACAAUUUUGCCGCCUCUUGUUUUCCUCCCAAUCUUCCUUCAUGUUGCAGCUCUUCACUUCUUCUUGGCACUCAUCAUUCUGACGGCCUUACCAAUAUUGGUGCUCUGGUACUAUUACGUCACUCACCAGAAGAAGGGGCACACACUGUUUUUUCUAAGUCUUGGUCUCUUUUCCCUGGGUUACAUGUACUAUUUGUUUCUGACUGAAGUUAUGCCUAGAGGAGACAUAAGCUCUGUGCAUAUGAUUGUGAUCACGAGUGGUUUGGCCCUGACACUAACCAGUUUAUCACAGACCAAGAAGGACCCAGGCUACCUCCGAACAGAUCAUGGAAGCGUUCCGAUCAAAAAGUUUCAGAGAAAUGACAUUUCAUUGCACAACGUGAAUGGCACAAGCCAAAUUCAGCCUGUAGGCCAGGACACAUCCUCAAAGAUGAAUCUUUCUGUUCCUAAUGGCAAGUUGCAAAUGGAUCAAACUGAAUUCAGAAAGAACUGGUGCACAGUGUGCAAGAUUUUAAAACCACCUCGUUCAGGACACUGCCGAAUUUGUGCAUCCUGCGUUCAAAGACUGGAUCAUCACUGUGUUUGGAUUAACAGUUGUGUAGGUCAAGGCAAUCACCGUGCAUUUAUUCUGACCCUGUUUCUUUUCCUCCUCACUUCUCUGUAUGGAAUUAGUCUGACACUGACCACUAUAUGCAGAGGACAAAGCAUUUUCACAGCUCUGUUCUAUUGCCCUGGAGUCUACAAAGAGCACAGUACUGCACUGUCAUUCACCUGUGUCUGGUAUUGCACAAUAGUCACUGCUGGAAUGGGUUACCUUUUCCUCAUCCAACUCAUCAACAUCAGUUACAACAUCACUGAGCGAGAAGCACGCUUUGCUUUGAGAGACAAAACUGGAGUCAAAUAUCUCUGUGGGCUAAUCAUAAAAACUGAUGAGUACAACCGAGGGCUCAUUAACAACUGGAAAGAAUUCCUUCAACUUCAGUCUAAUCAUCUAAAGCCAAGAUAUGAAGAUUUAGUGUAAAUGUUUCUGUUAUUUUAAUUGUUGUUGAGUCAUAAACGUUUAUGACCCAAUAUGUGCCUGAUACUUUAUUUCUAGAUCUACCUGAAUGAAACAGUAGCCUUCAAAACAAAUUAGUUGUAAAUGUGUCAAAAAUAAUGUCCCACACUGAAGAUAUUAGAACAUUUUCCUUGGUGCAUUGCAGUGGGGAGCUUGGUUUCAACGUGUAGGAUAUUGCUUAUCCACAAAUCCUUUUUUUGUAACAAUAAAAUCACAGUCAAUGUAUCUUUUACUGCCUGUGUAUGUGUGUGUAUUAAAAACAAACUAUUUUCUUUUAA